Molecule: messenger RNA, 2200 nt
Organism: Danaus plexippus (monarch butterfly)
Lineage: Eukaryota; Metazoa; Arthropoda; Insecta; Lepidoptera; Nymphalidae
Exons: 8
Coding region: 689-1879 (396 amino acids)
Source: RefSeq, a predicted model, not a curated record
UCGUCGCGUGCAGUCGCGUUCGACUCCUUGAUAUAAACGUACGAAAAAUGCCGAACUGUAAAUCCGAAGAACGCGGAACGGCCUACAUUUUUUGUGGAUUCUACAAACUUGUAUGAAUAACCGGAAAACUAUAGUGGUCUAAGUAGUGUUGCGUUCGAUUGUGUUCAACGGAAACGAGGUGCCAAAGCGAUUUCUUCCAAAGUUGCGCGGCAGUAUUAAAGAAGAUUUAUCUUUUAGCCAAGUUAUAUUUUUUCGGUUAAAUUUAGAAACUUCCAGUGCAUUAAGUCGGAUAUAAUCCUCACACACGCUCUCACUAAAGUUCCAAAACGAUUCAUGUCAAAUGAGUUCUUAUACGAAUAAAAAUAGAACACUAAUCUUGUAAUAUAUGAAGCGACAUUAAUUUUAACAGUCGAAAGUGUCACUUUGUUAUUUGUCAACGAGUUGAUAAAGAACUUAAAUAAACGUUGACAGAUUUAGUAGGAACAGGUAGGCUUGUUAAGUCAGAUGAGUUGUGACAUGAUGGUUUGGAGUAAUUAAGGAGGCUAAUAAGUUAUACGUGUUUUUGAUGUAAACGCUCACUAAUUAGUUAUAAUUUAAUUAUAAAAUAUAUAGUGAUAAUGAAGAGAAGAAGAGUGUAACAUUAUAUUAAAGUGUAUAAAAUAUAUAUAGAACUGGGGAAAAUAUUAAAAUGGUUGCUGAACUCAAAAGGAUAAAAUGGCAUUCCUAUGUCCUGAAUGCAUUUCUUCUGUUUGCUUCGAUGAUUUACGAAGCCGGAGGCCUUCGUACCACGGAACUACAUGUAAUGCCUCGGGUAGUACAGAGAGGAAGGAAUGUCACUAUGGCAUGUCUGUAUCAGGUUCAUCAAAGUGAAAUAUACUCGGUGAAAUGGUACAGGGGCACACAGGAGUUUUAUAGAUAUUCGCCUUUAGAAUCGCCAACAACUCGAGUUACGCCUGUAAAUGGUAUUAAGGUUGAUAGACUAAAUUCCAAUGAAACGCACGUCGUCCUGAUGCGUGUAACAGCGAAUCUCAGCGGUAAUUAUAGUUGCGAAGUAAUUCAGAACGCUCACACCUUUCCCCAUUUCACCGCCAGCGCUAGGCUCGAUGUUGUAGGUAUCGGCGGGCUUCGAGCUAUUGAACUAAAAAUAUCACCUCCAGUAGUCCAGCGGGGAUCAGAUGUUAUCCUCGCUUGUCUUUACGAGUUGACGGACGCUCCUCUAUAUUCUGUGAAAUGGUACAGAGGGCGACAUGAGUUUUAUAGAUACUCGCCGACCGAAACACCCGCUACGAAGAUAUUUCCAUUCGCUGGCAUCAAUGUUGACCUGGCGAGAUCCAAUCAGAGCCAAGUUGUGCUAACCCGAGUGAGUUUUGGUCUGUCGGGAAACUUUAGCUGUGAGGUUACAGCGGAUGCACCUUCUUUUGCGACCUCCAUCGUAUCUAAUACAAUGGACGUUGUCGUCUUACCAGCAACUUCACCAUCUAUCCUGACGAGCCAGCAUUACUACAUGCCAGGGGACGUCCUGCGAGGCAACUGUUCCUCAGGACCGAGUCGCCCGCCUUCCGAGCUUACCUUCUACAUCAAUGACCUACCGGUUACACCAGGGAUGCAUCAAGUCCAGCCGGCACCGGAUGGGCUUUUCUGGUCAGAACUGUAUGUUCAAAUCCAGUUGUGGCCGGCCCACUAUGAGAGGGGAGCGCCAAUACUUCGUUGCGAAGCAAAAGUCUCCGACCUGUAUAGAGACAAUUCGGCAGUUGCGCUAUAUUCUGCCAACAGUGACCCAAAAAUUGAAAGAGUGACGUCACCCGGUUCCGGAGCCAAACUUCGCGCUUGCCAAUUCCUCCUCCUACUCCACAUUAUUGUGUGGGCUAACAAUACAUAGGCAUAGCCGCCGUAUGUGUACAAAUGUAUUUCGUCGAAGUGACAAAGUGAAAUGGAACGAAAAACAGAAAAUGAAAUCAAGAGAUCUAACUGAAUUGUUCGUAUCGUUAUUAACAUCUGAUUGGUCAAUUCAAAUGGUUUCCCUUUCAUUUUAUCGCUAUGAAGAAUAAUUAUAGUCUAUAUAAUAUAGAUACGCCAUAGAUGUACUCGAUUCUGGUCAAGAAGUGAAUUAUAAAUAGUUAAUUAUACCUAAAUGAGCUAAUUAUACCAAAGAAUGUAAAGACUAAGAAUAUUGUUGAUUUAAUACAAAUUAUAUGUCAAA